GCUGCAGGAGAAGCCGAGGCUCAACUUGCCUUGAUGAACAGGGCUGGUGUCAUUGACACCAUAAUGACAGAUGACAGUGAUGUCUUUGUGUUCAGUGGGAAGACUGUCCUCCGAAACUCAACAUUCUCCGCGGACACGAUCAAGAUAUAUACUGCUGGUGCCAUUCAAGACCAAAUUGAUUAUUGUCUUACUGGUGAUGCUUUUAUUACCAUGGCUAUUUGCUGCGGUGGUGAUUAUGAUAAGGCAAGCUUUGAUCUUAAUGGUCUUCUAGGCUGCAGGUGUGAGAUAGCACUUGGCCUGGUUUGGUGCAUGGACAACAGUAUGCUGCACAGUGCUGCAUGCAGCAGCAAUCAGGACAGGGUCCUCGAUCAGUGGCGAAACAUUUCUCAAUACCACCUUUUGAGUGAUCCCACUGGAAGAAUGGGCCGAUCACAUCCAGCACUUUCUUGUUCACUCUCUGAAUCAUUCCCUAGUGUGGAUGUCAUCAACUUGUAUGCCUACCCUGCAGUCACCUCACUCGCCGAGCUAGCCAAAUUGCAACUGCCAGCUCCCCCUGACCUUGCUCAGCUCACAUCUGUAAUUCAGCAACUCCUGGGCUGGAGCUCAAAGAAGCUUCUUACUACCUUCCAUACUAAUAUCUGGCCUGUUGUCGUCCUACAUGAACUCCUGGAGGAUCUUGCUAACAAUUCGCCCAAGAGCAAUGAGGUCUGUGAUUGCUAUAACAUCUCAACACACUGA
Messenger RNA from Suillus clintonianus, 738 nucleotides. RefSeq names its product XPG I-region-domain-containing protein. The annotation marks the transcript as partial. The transcript has 3 exons. The record is from RefSeq and is a predicted model, not a curated record. NCBI's taxonomy places the organism in Eukaryota, Fungi, Basidiomycota, Agaricomycetes, Boletales, Suillaceae. Gene Ontology annotation, molecular function: 5'-flap endonuclease activity.